AUGGCUACCGCAACAGCAGAUUUUGGCAUCGAUGUAUUCGCCAAAUACAAGCCAAUAUCAUUGGACCCCACAAACGCAAAACUUUCGGAUCAGCAGAAAGAGGAUCUCUUGUCCAAUAUAUCUCUACUCAGAGAUACCAUUGUCUACUUCACAUCAUCGGGAGCCGCGAGAGGGGUCAGCGGUCACACCGGAGGUCCAUAUGAUACAAUCCCAGAACUAUGUAUCCUCGAGGCUUUCUUCCUCCACUCCUCCGAGAAAUUCUUACCUAUUGUCUACGAUGAAUCUGGUCAUCGAGUUGCCACACAGUAUCUACGAGCUGCUCUACACAAGCAUCUUCCUUUUGAACAUCUGCUUCAUUACCGAGAAGCAAACUCGAAGCUACCUGGACAUCCGGAACUUGGUUUGACACCUGGUAUUCAAUUCAGUUCAGGACGCCUUGGUCAUAUCUGGUCAUUUGUCAAUGGAGUUUGUAUGGCUAAUCCUGACAAGACGGUCUUCAUGUUGGGUUCGGAUGGCUCUCAACAGGAGGGGGAUGAUGCUGAAGCUGCUCGCUUAGCCGUUGCCCAGAACCUGAAUGUGAAGAUUUUGAUCGAUGAUAACGAUGUUACAAUUGCUGGUCACCCAUCAGAUUAUCUGAAAGGAUAUUCUUUGGCAUCAACAUUGGGUGGCCAUGGUAUGAAGGUGUUCGAGACAUCCGGUGAAGAUAUCGACCAGCUCUAUGCCGCAAUUUGUGGUGCAGUCUCGCACAAUGGACCAGCAGCUGUCAUUGCCAAAAGAAAGAUGGCACCAGGAAUCAAAGGCCUCGAGGGAACCACCCACGCACACGAUGUCAUCCCCGUCAAAAUUGCAGUCGAAUACCUGGAAGAACGGGGCUACACCCAAGCCGCCGAAAAGAUCAAAGCAAUCACCCCCAACUCUCUCGCUUACCUCUACGAAGGCUCAACGACUGAAAAGUCAGCCAACAGAGUCAUCUUCGGUGAAGCCGUCGUGAGCGUUCUCGAAGGUCUCUCAAAAGAAGAAGCCAAACGCCGCGUUAUGGUAAUCGACUCCGAUCUCGAAGGCUCAACCGGUCUCAGCGUCAUCCACCAAAAGCGCCCCGAAGUCUUCGUCUCCUCCGGCAUCAUGGAACGCGGUAACUUCUCCGCCGCAGCAGGAUUUGGCUCGACCAAAGACAAAGUCGGGAUCUUCUCUACCUUCUCCGCUUUCUGCGAGAUGAUCAUCUCGGAAAUCACGAUGGCGAGGUUGAAUUUCGCGAAUGUGCUAUGUCAUUUCUCGCACUCGGGCGUUGACGAGAUGGCGGAUAAUACGUGUCAUUUCGGUAUUAACACUUUCUUCGCCGAUAAUGCGUUGAUUGAUGGGGAUGUCACAAGAUUGUAUUUCCCGGCUGAUGCCACGCAGAUGAGGGCGUGUGUUGCGAAGGUGUUUUGGGAUCAGGGGAUCCGCUUGGUUCUGUCUACGCGUGCGAAGGUUCCGUUGAUUCUGAAGGAGAGGUCUCAAGAGCCGUUUUAUGCCGAUGGAUAUGAGUUUGAGCCUUGUAAAGAUGAGUUUAUCCGUGUUGGUACGGCGGGUUACGUCGUUGCGUUUGGCGAGAUGGUAUAUCGUGCCAUCGACGCCGUCGAUAGACUUCGUGGCGAGGGCGUUGAUGUCGGUCUCAUCAACAAAUCAACACUAAACGUAGUCGACGAGGAUGCGAUCAGGAAAUACGGGUCUACGCCGUUCGUGCUGGUAGUGGAGUCGUUGAAUCAGAAGACGGGGUUGGGCUCGAAGAUGGGAACGUGGUUGUUGGAACGACAGUUGCAUCCGAAGUAUAAGUAUAUUGGGACUACGAAGGAGGGAUGUGGGGGGUUGGGAGAGCAGAUUUUUCAUCAGGGGUUGGAUCCGCAGAGUGUUGUUAAGGCUAUUAGGAGUUUGCAGUAG
Molecule: messenger RNA, 1917 nt
Organism: Glarea lozoyensis ATCC 20868
Lineage: Eukaryota; Fungi; Ascomycota; Leotiomycetes; Helotiales; Helotiaceae
Product: thiamine diphosphate-binding fold (THDP-binding)
Exons: 1
Coding region: 1-1917 (638 amino acids)
Molecular function (GO): catalytic activity
Source: RefSeq, a predicted model, not a curated record